Ceratosolen solmsi marchali is the source of this 1729-nucleotide messenger RNA. RefSeq names its product annexin B9-like. The coding region runs from base 62 to 1729 and encodes 555 amino acids. Gene Ontology annotation, cellular component: nucleus; vesicle membrane; plasma membrane. Gene Ontology annotation, molecular function: phosphatidylserine binding; calcium ion binding; calcium-dependent phospholipid binding. The record is from RefSeq and is a predicted model, not a curated record. The transcript has 8 exons. Lineage: Eukaryota; Metazoa; Arthropoda; Insecta; Hymenoptera; Agaonidae.
GAUAACAAAAUUGAAAAUUUCUGCUCUAAUCAUACAUUGAAGAAAAUAUUAAAACGUCAACAUGAGUUAUGAAUAUCAAGGCCCACCAGUUGCAUUCCCAGGACAAAAACCGCCGACUUCGUUCGGAGUUCCUCCAGGAACACCUUCAGCUCCCCCAAAUACUCCUCCAAAUUCACAAGCCCCACCCUCUUACGUUAUGCCACAACCAUAUUCUCCAUAUCCUAAUUCUUAUACAUCUCAACCAUUACCAUAUCUUAAUAUGAGUGGACAAUCAAUACAUCAAUCUUCGAUGCCUCAGCCGUCUUUAGCAUAUUCUGCCCAAAAUUUUUCAACUUCUCAAAGUACAUAUGGUGCACAAGCUUUUCCUUCACAACAGCAAAUAUACAGUCUACCGCAACCCCAAAAUCAACUGUAUCCUUCGCAAUCACAACAGCCUUAUUCAUCACAAUCACUUCACCAUUCUUAUCCUGUCUCACAAGUGCAGCAAUCACAAACUUAUAAUCAUUUACAACCACAGCAAAAUCCAUAUCCAUUACAAGGUUUUCCCUCACAACAAAGUUCUAUAAUUUCACAAAAUCCUGCUUAUGCUCCUUCUGGUUCAGGUUCAUAUCCUAAUCUAAACAGUUUAGAAAAAUCAGAUCCUACAAUUCCUAUACAUAGUAGUGGCUCGUCUCCUUAUCCGAGCAGAGGGUAUUCUGGGGGUCGGGCUAGUAGCGGUAACUUUUCUUAUGGAGGAUCGAUAUCUCAAAUGGCACCGGCCCCUCGAAUGACUCAGGUUUCAACUAAGUUCUCUCCAACAGUUAUUCCUUUUCCAAAUUUAGAUUCAAGAGUGGAUGCUGAAGUUCUACGUAAAGCAAUGAAAGGUUUUGGAACUGAUGAAAAAUCUAUUAUUCAAAUUAUCGCAAAUCGCACUAACUUACAGCGUCAAGAAAUUGCUAUUCAGUUUAAGACGUUAUAUGGAAAAGAUUUAAUAAGACAGUUAGACGUAGAAACUUCUGGAAAUUUUAAUAAUUUACUUAUUGCCAUGAUGACGCCUUUACCACAAUUCUAUGCAAAAGAACUUUAUGAUGCAAUGAGAGGGAUUGGUACAGAAGAAAGUGUACUUAUUGAGGUACUUUGUACAUUGUCAAAUCAUGAAAUUCAAGAAAUUAAGCACUCAUACGAAACAAUGUAUAGAAAAUCAUUAGAGGAUGACAUAAGAAAUGAUACUUCUGGAAACUUUAAAAGAUUUUUGGUUUCUCUUUCUUGUGGAAAUAGAGAUGAAACAUUUCAAGUCAAUAAUGCUGAAGCUAUUAAUGAUGCUAAGCGAUUACUUCAAGCUGGAGAACUUCGUUUUGGAACAGAUGAAUCAACAUUUAAUGCAAUUCUUGUGCAAAGAAAUGUUGCUCAAUUAAAACAAAUUUUUACAGAGUAUUACAAUAUUACUGGACAUAAUAUUGAGACAGCAAUUGAUAAUGAAUUCUCUGGAAAUAUUAAAAUAGGCCUAUUGAGUAUCGUUAAGUGCAUUAAAAAUCAAGCGAGUUUCUUUGCUGAACAACUUUACAAAAGUAUGAAAGGAAUGGGUACUAAUGAUCGUAGUCUUAUACGAAUAAUUAUUACACGUUCUGAAAUUGACAUGGGCGAAAUAAAACAAGCUUUUAAGUACCAGUAUGGACAAAGUUUAGAAAAUUUUAUUUCAGAUGAUUGUUCUGGACACUACAAAAAAUGCUUGCUUACCUUAAUUUCUUAA